Orcinus orca (killer whale) is the source of this 6115-nucleotide messenger RNA. RefSeq names its product glycerophosphodiester phosphodiesterase 1 (gene GDE1). Gene Ontology annotation, molecular function: phosphoric diester hydrolase activity. The transcript is spliced from 7 exons. NCBI's taxonomy places the organism in Eukaryota, Metazoa, Chordata, Mammalia, Artiodactyla, Delphinidae. The record is from RefSeq and is a predicted model, not a curated record. Gene Ontology annotation, biological process: lipid metabolic process. Bases 154 to 1149 code for a protein of 331 amino acids.
GGAAGUAGUCGCUGCCGCCAUUGUGCGGCGCUCGUCCAGUCGAAGGGUGUCAGCUGCGGUCAGCGCUUUGGGCUGUCGUCGUAGUUUCUUGGUUUCCUAUCCGCGGAGCCCGGCGGGACUGGGACUCCCGUCCGUGCCGGUGCGGGCGCCGGCAUGUGGCUAUGGGAGGAACAGGGGGGCCUCAUGGGCCCCUUCUCCUUCUUGAUGAUGAUGCUGCUGCUGGUGACGCGCAGUCCCUUCAAUGCUUGCCUCUUCACCGGCAGCCUCUACCUUCUGCUGCGGCUCUUCAGCUUUGAGCCGGUGCCCUCCCGCAGGGCCAUGCAGGUGCUCAAGCCCCGGGACCGCGUCUCCGUCAUCGCCCACCGCGGCGGCGGCCACGACGCGCCCGAGAACACGCUGGCGGCCAUUCGGCAGGCAGCUAAGAAUGGAGCAACAGGCGUGGAGUUGGACCUUGAGUUUACUUCUGAUGGGAUUCCUGUCUUAAUGCACGAUAGCACAGUAGAUAGGACAACUGACGGCACCGGUCGAUUGUGUGAUUUGACAUUUGAACAAAUUAGGAAGCUUAAUCCUGCAGCAAAUCACAGAUUAAGGAGUGAUUUCCCUGAUGAAAAGAUUCCUACCCUGAGAGAAGCUGUUGCAGAGUGCCUAAACCGUAACCUCACAAUCUUCUUUGAUGUCAAAGGCUAUGCAAAUAUGGCUACUGAUGCUCUGAAGAAAAUAUAUAUGGAGUUUCCUCAACUAUACAAUAAUAGUAUUGUCUGCUCUUUCUUGCCAGAAGUUAUCUAUAAGAUGAGACAAGCAGAUCAGAAUGUAGUAACAGCUUUAAUUCACAGACCUUGGAGCCUUAGCCAUACAGGAGAUGGGAAACCACGCUUUGCUGCUUUCUGGAAACAGUCCAUGUUUGUGGCAUUGGACAUUUUGCUCGAUUGGAGUAUGCAUAAUAUCUUGUGGUACUUGUGUGGAAUUUCAGCUUUCCUCAUACAAAAGGAUUUUGUAUCUCCGGACUACUUGAAGAAGUGGUCAGCUAAAGGCAUUCAGGUUGUUGCUUGGACUGUUAAUACUUUUGAUGAAAAAAGUUACUAUGAAUCCCAUCUUGGUUCCAGCUAUAUCACCGACAGCAUGUUGGAAGACUGCACACCUCACUUCUAGACUUUUCCCCCAGGGAGGAAACACAGAUGAGGAAAUUUGGACACAAAGGUACACCAGGAUGUGUGCACCGAGGAAAGACCAUGUGAGGACACAGCGAGAAGGUGGCCAUCUACAGGCCAAGGAGAGAGGCCUCAGAAUGAAACCAAAACUGUGGACACCGACUGUGGACACCUUGAUCUUAGACUUCCCACCUCUGGAACUGUGAAAAAAAUGAAUUUGUGUUGUUUAAGCCUCCAGUCUGUGCUAUGGGUUAUGGCAGCUCUAGCAAACUAAUAUAUCCCCUAUAUCUCAAGACUAAGGAUGUGAGGAUGUUACACACAUCCAAAUGUGUGUGUGAGACCUACAGACUAGAUCUUUCUACUGUGUCUCCUCCUCCAGGAGAAGCAGGGGCUACACUGAAGUAAAGAUAAGAGGUGAAUGGAGAAGCAGUCCGGAUAUAAGCCCUGAGCAUAUGGGAAGUGAGCAAAAAUGAUGCUUCCAGAGGGAGUUCACAUUUCAGUGCAGAAGCACAGAUAGCAUUAGGAUAACACAGAGGGGAAAAAAAUCCCAUCAAACAUCAAUUCCACAGACUGCCUUCACUGACCCCACAGACAAGUUAAGUCUCCCGUCGUCCCUUGGGCUUCUCCUUCAUGGCACCUGCUAUAAGUAAUUACUGUUUAAUUAUUAAGUUCCUGCCAAAAGUGAUGUGCUAGACAGUAUAUGAGAGUGGAGGCUGUGUCUUGACUUGUGCACCAUCUUGUUCCCCACCACGUGGUACAUAUUUGUUGAACGAAGGGAUGAACGAAGAAGCACUUCUAGCAACCACUAGCAAAGAUGGUACCAAAAGAACUGAAUUCAGCUGAUGAAUGAUUUAGUGAGCAAAUAAGUCAAUGAAGAAGUGAACCAAUGACUGAGCACUGACUGGAUGUUUGUGUUUUAAAUUCGUCUUAAAUGUUUUCUAAAUUCAGUUCCCAUUAGAUUUCAUGACAGUGAUUACCCAAGAGGAGAUUUCUCCUCCCGAGUAAUUUGGUAAUGGCAGUUUUCUGCUGGGCUCUUCCGUUUUAAGUAGAGUCAGGUGCCUUGUGAAUCAUUUAGGAAAUUGCAAAAAAAUGCUUUAUACAUGUAUGUGUGCAUAUGUACACACACACACAUAUACAUACACAUACAUAUUCAAUAUAUAUAUUCCACACAUCACCACCGAUUUCAUGUUUGGUUCAACGUAAGACUCUGAUGAUCAUGUAUAAAACCUCACAGGGGUAGAGUCCCAGUCCACACAUGCCCACCCCAGUCCAAUCCAAAAGACUCAUGUACUCAAUGUGCAGUAAAGUUCAUAGACGAGCCCUCUGGUUGUUUCUCACCUUUGGGAAAAAUGGGGAUGUUUUCAGUGCAAAGUCAUGAACAAAUGCACGUUCCAAAAUUCAGAGGCUUCACAUCCCUGAUCGAGGGUCACAUUUUUAUUCAGACUGGACCAUUUGUCUUAGCACCAGUCUCCAAACCUUUGCCAGGUCUGGGAGUUCUGGGAGCGGCGAUUUCUAAGGAUCAAUCAUUCAUAUGCGUCUCUCUUAAACUACAACUCUUCCCAGGUUUUUGUGAACUAGUUCAAAUAUUACAACAAUCUUUACUGGAAAAUCUCAAAUAUUUUGUCUGGAAAAAUCAGCAAUUCAGGUGUAAAAACAACAGCAGGGAGUGCCCAAUUUUACUUCUGUAUUUACAUUGUAGUCAGUUUCCACUCCUGGCUACAGGCUUGAAUUUCCCAUCUGGGAAUCUCCUAAAGGCCCAGGUGUCAUGGAGGAAGCUGCUCCAUCUUCAUCUUCUCUCCUUAUUUGGUUGGUGUCUGGGUACCACAAUAAUUAUCAGGCCUUUGGAUUAUCUUCUUGAACUGAUCGCCUAAAUCGCAGGUCUGGGUUUGAUACAGGAGAAGAGAAGUUAGCACAGAGGCACACUGCCCCAUAUCUCCAAGGGAAAAACCAAAUUAGCUUUCAAGAUCCCGCAGCUUCUCAGGCCUUCCUUGCCUCCUCCUUUUAAGUUUCUUCAAUUCUCUCCCUUGAACUCCCAUCAUUGGAUGCUGUCAGUGAACGCUAUUCCAAAAAGAUGAAUGGGUUUAUUUGUUUGUUUCCUCCCCAAUAUUCAUUCCCCUCCUGGCAUCAGCCACAUGUUUUCUUUGGAAAGCCACCCUUCUCCACUCUCUCAGUCCCUGUGGUCUGUAUGUUUGUACCACCUGUAUCUAGAGAUGAGGUCUGCGACUCAGAUCUGGCCAAUGAAAUCAUCACAGUCUCUUGGCCACAGCAAUUGUUUCAGAUCCAAUGAAACACAAUGAGAAUCUGGAUCUCUUUCACACUAGACUUGAAUCUGAGAAGAUACAAGAAGCUAAGAAAGCUGUCUUGUAAUUAUCAGGAGAUAACGUGGAAAAGAACUGAACAGAAAGAAACCAGGUUCUGCCAACAUACUGUGAGACCCUGCUUCUGGCCACACCUAAAGCAAGAAUUAUUGUUGAGUUUUGGCUAAAGCCAGUUUGGGCCAGUUCUUGCAAUUGAACGAGUGACUGAUACAGGAGCAGUUCUGACCCUCUGUCUUGGGACUUAUCAUCUGGAUGAAUUAGGCCUUACUCAGUGCCAGUCGGGUACUCACCUCGAGCAGCGUCAUGCUCUCUGACACGCAGAGGACCAGAUUGCUAAAAAAGAAGAAAACAAGAAAUCUCAUCACUGGAAGAGAGUGUACACCUCAGAUCCUGCUGCAUCAGUGGUGAGACUUGUGAGACCUCACCAUUUUAAUAUUAACAGGUGACAGAUUAAGACCAAGAUUCAGCCAUAGAAAUAUCAAACAUGUUUCAAUUUUUAUGGGCAGUGAUUCCAUUCAUUUAAUCAUUCAUUUCACAGAUAUUUACUGAGCAUUUACAAUAUAUACCAGGUAAUAUAUUAGGACCUGCAAAGGUACACUCAUAAUCCUUGCCUUCAAAGGUGGGCCUCUAGAUCCCUUACCUAUGUUGUGCUGAUGGUAUUAAUUUGAACAGGCAGUAAACGACAUGGCAGUCUCUUCUGACAAGAUCAUAACUUCUAAAACUAGUAGCAUUUGAAUUAACGUGGGUUUACUGUUUAUCCACAUUUUCUAGGACACCAAGGAAGCCAGCACAGGCUUUGGUAUUAGAGCAGGAUUCCAGGCAUCUCUUGUUAAGAAUGAAAUUGGUAAAAAUCUUUUUAAGAGCGUGAUAUGGCAAUAUCUGUUAACAUUAUCAUGUGCAUACCUAUGGCAGAUAAAACACUCACAUAAAACAAUUAUAAUAAAAAAUGUUUCAUUACACAUCGUUUUUAGUAGUAAAAAGAAAACAAACUAAACAACCCAAAUGUCCAAGUAGGUACAGACUGAAACAGUGUCUGAGAUACAGUAUUAAGCGGGGAGAGGGGGAGCGUUGUGUAAAAUGUAACCCCUUUUUUGUAAUAAAUAAACAAGAAUGUUAGUAGAUGCAUGCUUGUUUGCAGCCUGGGGGAAAGAUCCGGAAGAAUACACACUGAAGCAUUAACCUAGUGGGGUGAGAUUUCAAGCCAUUUUUCAUCUCAGUGGGAUAUAUUUCUGUUUGGUUGGGUUAUGGAAAGGAUGCAGGCAAGCCCCACGAGGGUAGAGCCCUACUGUGGUACCAUGAUAACCCCAGAACCUAGAAUGGGGCCAGGCAUAGAACAUGGUGAAUGCAUAUUAUUUAUUUAUUUAUUUAUUUUGUGGUACGCGGGCCUCUCACUGUUGUGGCCUCUCCCACUGCGGAGCACAGGCUCCAGACGUGCAGGCUCAACGGCCAUGGCUCAUGGGCCCAGCUGCUCCGCGGCACGUGGGAUCUUCCCGGACCGGGGCACGAACCCUUGUCCCCUGCAUCGGCAGGCGGACUCUCAACCACCGCACCACCAGGGAAGCCCGCGUAUUAUUUUUUUUUAAUAAAAAAUACAGAAAUGUUAAAACACAGAAAGUGAAGUGCCCUGAUGUGAUUCUGGUUUCCUGAUGCACUUUUCCCAGGAGGGCAAAUCUGUGUCACAGGGAUCCCAAGGCGGCUUCCAGCCUCACCUCCACGUCUCUCGUGUCUGGCGUAAACAAGGCGGGGCUUGCUCUCUUCUCCAUAUCCUGCAGCUUGAUCAGCUUUUCUAUCAGGAACAUUUUGUCCUUGCCCUCCUGCCAAGAAGGAAAACAAAAACAAAAACAUGGAGGAUGAAUGAUGGUGUGGGGCUGGGAAGUAAAUGAUGGAAAGGUUGAUUUUUAGGCAGGUAGGGUCCUGGACAUUGGCUUCGCCACCAGGGAAGCCCAGUUUCCUUAAUUUUCCUUAAUUUUAAAAUAGAGGUUAAAGAAAUAAAUGUGCUCGGGACUUCCCUGGUGGCGCAGUGGUUAAGAAUCUGCCUGCCAAUGCAGGGACACGGGUUCAAGCCCUGGUCCGGGAAGAUUCCACAUGCCGCGGAGCCACUAAGCCCGUGCGCCACAACUACUGAAGCCUGCGCGCCUACAGCCCUUGCUCCCCAGCAAGAGAAGCCACCACAAUGAGAAGCCCGUGCGCAAUGAAGAGUGGCCCCCGCUCGCCGCAAUUAGAGAAAAACCCACUCGCAGCAAUGAGGACCCAACGCAGCCAAAAAUAAAUUAAAUAAAUUAAAACUUGCUAAAAAACAAGAAAAAAGAAAUAAAUGUGCUAAACACCACCGCAGGGUUACAAAUCAGAUAUAUCCAGAAUGUGGGAACGACUACAAGACAAAAGACCUGGUUUCUCCAACAAUAAAUGGCAAGAGAAGCAGGAAGUGUGAACAGCUACAGAUUGAAAGAAAUGUAAACAACACAUCAACCAAAUGCAACAUGUGACACUUUUUCAGAUUUUGACUUGAGUAAUCCUGCCGUAAAAAGGCAAUGCGGGCUUCCCUUGGUGGCGCAGUGGUUGAGUCCGCCUGCCGAUGCAGGGGACACGGGUUCGUGCCCCGGUCCGGGAAGAUCCCACAUGCCGCGGAGCGGCUGGGCCGGUGAGCCA